AUGGUGUUGCCUGGAGCAGCUCAAUGCCCUACUUCAGUCAGGAAAAUCAACGAUGGCAAUUUCACAUUCAAUGCGACUGGAGACACCUCAGUCACCUUUGUCAACAAAGAUCCUUGGCACCUUUCUUUGACCAUUGAGGAUUCUCGUCGAGAAAACACGCGUUACGGCUCGGAAUGGAACACGCUGCAAGACUUGGGCGUCUUUCUUAGCGUCCCAGAGUCGUUCAUUGGCACAAGAGAUGGCAAUCGGACUCAAGUCUGCACGUACCGAAUGGUAGGCCAAAACGCAACUUCCGAUGCUGAGGACAACAGUGCAAAGUUGUCUUGCAACGGCAUACUCAGUGAAGACUGCCAGAAGGCGUUGCGAAGUGUUUCAGCCCCAAAAGAUGGGGAAUGCCCAUCAGCACCAUCAAACGUGGCUGAGGCCUGUGGGGAGUCGAUCAACAUCUGGACCUCCGUUCCUCUAAACUUUUCAAGUUCCAACUGCUCAGUUGACGAGCUUCCUGGUGUCAGUCUGCCCGACGACUACGAGACCUUUCAGCUAUCUGGAGGUGGCCUUGUUCCUCCUGAUGCCGAGAAGGACUCGUUUGAGGUGUAUGACCUACGCGUCCAACAACCCAUCCCAAUCCUUUUGUCAGUGCUGCUCCCGGACGGCAAGUCGGCUGCUGAAGUCAUAUGCCUGGCUCCAAGUAACAUCACGCAGAGCAGUCGUGAGCCAGAGGCAGAGUUUCCACCCAAUGCUGCUGGUAGCUUGGAACCAAGAGGGGCUUUGGCCUUUGUGGUGGCGGCUAUGUGCGUUGCGGCAAUGAUUCUAGCGCCUUGA
This is a messenger RNA of Fusarium vanettenii 77-13-4, 822 nucleotides long. RefSeq lists its product as uncharacterized. The coding region runs from base 1 to 822 and encodes 273 amino acids. NCBI's taxonomy places the organism in Eukaryota, Fungi, Ascomycota, Sordariomycetes, Hypocreales, Nectriaceae. The transcript is spliced from 2 exons. The record is from RefSeq and is a predicted model, not a curated record.